UCAUCUACCUAUACCAUUUUGAUGGUUGGGUACAUUAAGCAUGGGAAAUUGGCUGAUGCUAUUAAGGUGAUGGAUGAAAUGGAUGAAAAUGGGAUUGACCCAAAUGAUGUUACUUAUGGGGUUAUGAUUGAAGCUUAUUGUAAAGAAAGCAAGUCUGGUGAAGCACUUAACUUGCUGGAUGAUAUGCUUGGGAAGAAGUAUAUACCAAGCUCAGCGCUUUGUUGCAAGGUUAUUGAUGUACUAUGCAGUCAAGGAAAGGUGGAAGAUGCUUGUGAGUUGUGGAAAAGGCUUUUGAAGAAGAAUUGUACUCCUGAUAAUGCUAUUACAAGUACACUUAUACAUUGGCUUUGUAAGCAGGGUAAAAUAUGGGAGGCAAGGAAAUUAUUUGAUCAGUUUGAGAAGGGUUCAAUUCCGAGUGUUCUUACUUACAACACACUUAUUGCAGGAAUGUGUGAGAAAGGGGAGUUGUGUGAGGCGGGUAGGUUAUGGGAUGACAUGGUGGAAAAAGGAUGUGCUCCUAAUGUGUUCACCUAUAAUAUGCUAAUGAAGGGCUUCUGUAAUUUUGGUAAAGCGGAAGAGGGGAUUAGAAUUUUAGAGGAGAUGAUUGGUAAAGGAUGUUUUCCUAACAAGACUACUUACAAUAUGUUGAUUGAGGGUCUAUAUGACUUGGGAAAGGAAGGAGAAGCUUCACAAGUUCUUUCAAUGGCAAUGUCGAGUGGAGUCAUUGACAAUGAUUCCUGGGUUCACUUCUUUAAAAAAAUGAUUGGUGAAUUGGGUACGGGAACAGGAGUUCUUGACCAAAUACUCUCAGACAAUGCUAUAUAGAAUUCUUGAAUAUAUGACAUAUCUAUGGAGCCUAUGCCUCGGUGGCCUAGGAAUAAGGACUACUAUAAAGGAUCCUUACAGUCAAUGUUGGAGGUUGGAACUUCUCUGUGACAUAUGUAAGAGUGAUCAACAGCCACCCAAGUUGUUACUUGUUUCUCUUUUCUAAAGCUUUACAAUUCAUUGUUCAAUGCUUUAUAAAGAUGGAGCCAUUUUUUGGUUCAAAUUUUAUCUGAGCCAGUCAGACACUCUUCUGGUUAGUCAGCUUGUUGACAUUCCUGCUACAUUAAUACUUGACUUCUCCCACUUCUCUUAUCCUUAGGUGUUAUGUGGUAAAUGGCAAUCUAGGGUGAGUUUUGGCAGUCUACAGUACUGCAUGGCCUUGUGGCUUAGGUGAAGUCAAUGCGUUAAGCUCCAGUAUGGUUUAAUCUUAGAAAUAUAACUACAUUUCCCAGUGCCACACGUUUAUAUGCUUCAAUACAGAAACUUCUUGAUUCAUGCAGACAUCUAUUCAUUGCUUGCCCAUCUGCCUUUGUUACUAUUUUUCUGUACAAAAUACAUAUCUAGUUUUUUCUUUGGAAAUUUGAGCAGAGAAUUUGUUUCAUUAUUCUGAGAAUUCAGAUGGAAGGUGUUCAGAGUUGGUUAGUGACUUAAUAUUGCACAACCUAGACAACUAUAAAUUGAAAUAUAAUUGGUAUCCUAAUACUCUGGGAUAAAGUGGCUGAAUUUUUUUUGACCUUAGCCUAACACUAUACUUUAUCCUCCUAGUAAGAGACAACCCUUCCUUUCCCCUUUGUUCUCCUUGUACUAAUGGGUCUUCCUGCACCAUAGAAAUGUGAUUUUGUUGUGUGGUUAUUGAUUUAUAAGCCGUUAGCACCAAGUCCUCCAAAGAAUAUACUAAAGAUAUAAAGCGCCAAGUCAUUUCCUGUGCUUUUGAUUUGAUUUUUGGUUUUGUGGUUGUGUGUGGUUGAUAUAUUUGCUCUCUUAUAUGGAUAUGUACUCAUGUCUUAAGCUUGUUUGCACAAGUCUAUUAAUAUACUCCACCUUUUCUUUCUUUUUGCUGCAAUUUUUUAUAGAGGAUUGGAAACCACAGUUACCAGAUAGAUUUGGUGCCAUUGCUGUACUCAUGAAAUCUAUCAAUUGAAGGGCUGAAGACACCAUACCACAAUGUCUGAUAUCAUGUUUAGUCUUUUAAUGCUAAAUUGGUUGUGGAUCUAUUUUAUGAAUUUAUUUGAUCAUUAUUGUUUGUAUAGGAUCUGAUUGUGAAUUUGUUCCAAAACGAGCUUCACUACCACGAGAAAAUUAUUUAAUAUUCAAUAAUAUAUUAUAUGCAAAUUUCAUCUUAAAAUUUGAUCCUAAUAGUGACAUAUUUGCAGCUGUGUUGCUUAUACAAACUUUGGUUUUUUUGAUCAUGCUGGACUUGAAAGUUGAAACCAAAUUGUUGUUAGUUAAGAAGUGACACAUAAUUGUUUGAUUGACUAGGUAAAAUGUUAAUAAACAUUUUUUUGGACCAUUAUUAGCACUGCCUAAAUUUAUUUUGUUUUCGUUGUGUUGAUUUUAACAUCAAAGAAUAUACAGUUUGCAUUUUUGUCUUCAGCACAUUCUAUGUUGUCGUGUUCUUUAGUUAAAGUCAUGAAGUUCUUUCUAAGUGGUAACUGUGUUGCUGCUGAUGUCUUUUGCCUGGUGUUGCCCGGCUACUCCUGCAGAUCUUUGUGAAACCAGAGAACAAUCAAAAUGGGAUUGUAUAAUUAAACUGGCAGCCUAUUGAGGCAGGUUGUCUCUCAGAAUGUACAAGCACUCUUCGGAUCCAUGCUCAGUUCUUCACUUCAUGUCAUCUUUGAAGGUAAUCAAUGUUAAUAGCUACUCUGUGUGUACAUAUAUAUAUAAAUAUAUAUAUAUAUAUAUAUACAGUCCGUCAUUGUUUUAGGGCAGAACAACGCAAAUGUAUUGAUAUUUUCCAUUAUGUAAGAAUAAAUAUUUUUAACUUGAAGCCAACACCAGAUUCAAUAUUAAAGUCAUUGUCAUUUACCAGUU
Molecule: messenger RNA, 2856 nt
Organism: Ziziphus jujuba (common jujube)
Lineage: Eukaryota; Viridiplantae; Streptophyta; Magnoliopsida; Rosales; Rhamnaceae
Product: pentatricopeptide repeat-containing protein At5g16420, mitochondrial-like
Exons: 3
Molecular function (GO): protein binding
Source: RefSeq, a predicted model, not a curated record